This is a messenger RNA of Caenorhabditis elegans, 1698 nucleotides long. RefSeq names its product Cytochrome P450 (gene cyp-43A1). The record is from RefSeq and is marked reviewed. The coding region runs from base 63 to 1643 and encodes 526 amino acids. Lineage: Eukaryota; Metazoa; Nematoda; Chromadorea; Rhabditida; Rhabditidae. The transcript is spliced from 9 exons.
UGGGACUGUGAUUUGCCGAAAUUGUUUGUUGAAUCAACAACUUGUUCAACUUAUUUGGUUCAAUGAUUUUAUUAAUUCUGCUACCGGUUGCAAUUUUUACUUAUGUAUUUUUACGAAAUUUUAAAUUAUACUACACACUUCACAAAUGCGGCCUAAAUCCAAGAUUUGACAUUUUCGGAAUCAAGGGAUUGUUGUGGCUGGACAGCUCUGCCGCCCAUGAAAAUUUCACACGAAUGUGCUCAAUGAUCGGUGACCAAACGUUUUCUGUGCUCCGCGGAGCCACACCAGUCGUUAUUACGAGCAAUGUUGAUUUGAUUCACGCAAUAUCUACAGAACAUUUUGACUGCUUCCAUUCUAGAAUUCCGGAAAUCUUAUCCGAUGAUCCAAUUACAUCUGACAAUAUUCACAUGUUUGCUGCCAAAGGUGAGCGUUGGAAGCGCCUCCGGACACUAACAAGCUAUGGAUUGUCUACAGUCAAACUGAAAUUGCUAUUUCCAACCAUGGACACUUGUGUUUCUGAAUUUAUGGAUCACGUGAACAGCCUGUCAGAUGGUCAGAGUGUUGUUAUCAAUCAUUCCCAUAGUUUAUUUCAAAACCAUACGUCUUAUGUGUUAGCCCGGUGCGCUUAUGGUCACAAAGAGAAAAACCACAGAGUGAAUAACUUUCUGGGUGUUUUCAGCAAGGCGUUUGGAAAUUUUGCAGAGCUGCAAAAGUCGACUGCAGAAAAAAUUGCUUAUAUCUUCCCAGAAACAAAGCUAAUUUUUAAAAAUAGUUUUGUCGGACACUUCCUAAAAAGUGCAACUCAACAAAAAUUCCUGGAUUAUUUACUUCACCUUAUCUCCAAUUUCCAAUCUCGGAAAAAUGUUGAUAACAAUAAUGGAAUAUGCUGCACGGAAAACGAUCAUUACAGUCUGCUCGGAUUCUUUUUUGAACAUCACAAUGAGAAGAAGCUGAUCGAGAAGGCAGAAGGGCAAAUUGAUAUGAAAAAAGUGAAAGUCGAGAAGAGUAUCUCCUAUGAGGAAAUUACGGCACAGUGCAAGUUUAUCUCUGUGGCCGGGUUUGACACUACAUCCAAUACGCUGACUUUGCUUUUCAACUUUCUUGCUAAUAAUCCGGAUGUUCAGGACAAAAUCUACGAGGCUGAAAUAAAGAAUCAACCGGAACAAAUCAGCUUUGAAACUGUAUCUUCUCUUCGACUACUCCAAAAUUGUAUUUUUGAAACAUUGCGACUUUUUCCACAUGCUUCACCGCUACAAACUCGAAUUUGCACGGAGCCAUUUAAAAUCGGAAAAUAUCAGUUUUUGGAAAACGUACAAAUCGUUGUUAACCCCUGGGGCCCUCAUCACGAUCGAGAAAUUUGGGGAAACGAUGUUGAUUGUUUUCGGCCAUCUAGAUUCGAAAAUCUAACCGAACAACAAAGAAAGGCAUUCAUGCCGUUUGGUGUCGGGCCAAGACAAUGCGUUGGAAUGCGGUUUGCACUGCUGGAAAUGAAAACAACUGCUUUUCGAAUGCUGCAAAAAUAUUCCGUCUUUACAAACUCACCGGUUCACGACAGACACGGGAAAACGGUUCGGAUGACUGUCCGAGAUACAGGAACAAUCUGGCCAACUGAUAAAUUAGGACUUGUUUUGAAACAACGCUAGCCUUCUCAUAUUAUAUGAUGAACAUUUAAAAACAAAUUGUUCAUUUAUUAAUUUC